Molecule: messenger RNA, 4200 nt
Organism: Macrosiphum euphorbiae (potato aphid)
Lineage: Eukaryota; Metazoa; Arthropoda; Insecta; Hemiptera; Aphididae
Source: the annotation of a GenBank genome assembly
AUGCGCCCGAGCGGCGGCGUCUGCCGAAAACUCCUGUUGUCCGGUUAUUGUCUGACGCUGUUGCUUUUGCUGCAGAUCGCGCCAGUACGAAGUAGUGUAAGAUUUAUAACUGAACCUAGUGAUAUUGUAACAAUUGCCGGUAAAACCAUACGAUUGGAUUGUGAAGCAAAUUUUGAUAGUGUUGCUACAUUGCCUCAAAUUAGAUGGAGAAUCCCUGAUGGAGAAUACUUUGAUUUUAUCGGAGACACAAGAAGAUCUAUUUUGAAAAAUGGGUCUCUGCUUAUUAAAAAUGUUUUCAAUAAUGACGAAAAAGAUAUUUCUGAAGGUUUAGAAGCAUAUCAAUGUGUAGCAUUUGUUGAUAAUAUUGGUUCUGCUGUCAGCCGUAUAGCAACUGUAACUCUUGCACGUCUAUCUCCAUUUGAAAAACAACCGACGGAUCUAAGACUUCUUCCUGGACAAACUGCACAUUUCUCUUGUGUUAUUAAUUCUCAACCAAUACCAAAAAUAACUUGGUUUAAAGACCAUUCACCAUUAGUUAUAGAUGCUGCUCGUAUGACAAUAUUCCCAUCAGGAGCAUUAGAAAUUGAUGAUAUCCGUAAAGAAGACAAUGGUGCUUAUAGAUGUAAUGUUACUGGAUUGGAUAGGCAUAGAUUAAGUGACCCUGGAGUGUUGACAAUUGUUGAAAAUGAAGAUGCAAUUAAAAGAUUUAAAGCUCCAGAAUUUGUUGCUAAACCUCAUUCAACAAUAGCUUUGGAAGGAUCAAUGGUAACUCUCGAUUGUGCAGCUGUCGGAAGUCCACGACCAGUAAUUUCUUGGUUAAAAGGUGGUACUCUAAUUGAUGUAGCAUAUCUGGAUAGCCGGUUUAGUUUAAUUGGUACUGGUGGCUUACAAAUAACACAAGUAAAUAAAAAUGAUGAUGGGAAUUAUAUUUGUCGAGCAGAAAAUAGUGAAGAUUCUGCUGAUGCUUCUGCUACAUUAGAAGUCCAUGUUAAACCACUAUUUAUUCGCAAACCUAAAGAUACAAUGGUUCUUGAAAAAGAAGACAUUACGUUGGAGUGCGAAGUAGCCGGUAAACCUCCACCUCGAGUCAUUUGGCUAAAAAAUGGUGAUAGAAUUAAACAAGAUGAAUACCUACAGUUUGUUAGUGGGACUAAUUUAAAAAUAUCUGGCUUGAUGACCAUGGAUUCUGGCAUGUUCCAGUGUUUGGCAUCAAACCCUGCUGGGAAUAUUCAGUCAUCAGCGUUUUUAAAUGUUUUUCAUGCAGAAAAUGUACCUAGUACAAACAGUUCUACAAAUAUUAGUAAUGAUUUCGUCAACUCGUUCUCUGCAGCUGAAAAACCCAAGGAUUUAAAAAACAAUCUACCAUCACCCCCAAGAGCACUAGAAGCAAGUCUUGUAUCAUCUAGGUUAGCCACUUUAACUUGGAUUAUUCCACUUAAACCUAAUGGAGAGAUAUUAACUUAUACAAUAUUUUAUCAACAAGAAGGAUCAGACAGAGAACGUAUGACAAACACAACACAAACUGAUAUAACUAUUAACGAAUUAAUACCCGAUAAGCAUUAUCUCUUUAGAGUUAUAGCACAAAACAAAUAUGGUAUAGGCGAAAGUUCACCGAGGUUAAAAGUAAUGACCAAGGCAGAAAUUAAUUUACCUGGACAACCCUUCAAUGUAACUGCUAAAGCAGUUACACCUACAUCAAUAAUAGUCUCUUGGUCUAGACCAGAACACGGCAGUGAGAAUUUGAAAGAGUACAAAUUAUUUUAUAUGAAGGAUUCAACUUCCGAUGAACAAUUUAUCAUAACGAAACAUACAGACCAUGAAAUAAGUGACCUUAGUCCAUAUACCAGAUAUAAAAUUUGGGUAGUGGCAUACAAUCAAAAUGGUCCUGGUAUGAACUCUUUAGAAGUGGUUGUUUUAACAAAACCUUCAGCUCCAUCUCAACCGCCACAAAAUAUUGUUGUUGAAGCAAUUUCUUCUACGGAGAUUAAUAUUAGAUGGGAACAUCCACCAAAAUCCACCCAAAAUGGAGUUAUAACCGGUUAUAAAAUUCGAUACAAAAAACCAGAUAGAAAAUCAUCUGGUGACACCAUCACAACGCCUGGAGAUAAUUUAGAAUAUCAAAUUUCUGGAUUAGACAAAAGUUCAACUUAUCAAGUUCGUUUAUGGACUUUAAAUACUGUUGGAAAUAGUCCACCUUCAGAGUGGUUUACAGUUUUAACAUUUGAUAAAAAUCUUAGAGAAGAUACCGUACCGGAUGCACCUACUAAUUUCAAAGUUCGAGCUUUUUCCAAUUCACUAUUGGUAACCUGGUCUCCGCCAAAAGAUAAAAGUAUAAUUGUUAGAGAGUAUACACUAGCAUGGGGUAAAGGUGUUCCUGAUGUGUAUAAGGAAAAAUUAAAUCCAAAAAUACGACAAUAUGAAAUUAAAAAUUUGGAACAAAAUGCUGAAUAUGUACUGAGUCUGGCUGCUGUUAAUGAUAUGGGUUUUGGACCAUUAGCAUACCUAGUAACAACCAUAAAAGAACAAAAUAUUGUAAAUACAUUGGAGGAAUCAUCAAACCCAAUAAUACCACCAAUUGGUUUAAAAACUAACGUUAUAUCUCCAAAUGCCAUAGAAGUAUCAUGGACAGAUAAUUCUCUUUUAGAUGAUUUUGAUUCAAAUGUUGAAGAUGUACGUCUUUAUGUUGUACGAUACAAAUCGUCCUAUUCAACUAACAAAUCACGUUACAAUUAUGUAAACACUACUGAACUUUCUUGCAUUAUUAAUGAACUAAAACCUAAUACUCAGUAUGAGUUUACAGUAAAAUUGAUAAAGGGUCAAUUUGAAAGUGCAUGGAGUUUACUCGUUAUGAAUAAUACUCAAGAAGCAAAACCAGCAUCACCACCAAGAGAUUUAACUGCUGUUAAAAAUGAUGAUAAGCCUCAAUCUAUAACAUUAAAUUGGCAACCACCAAAAUUUUCAAAUGGACAAAUUAUUGCAUAUAUGAUUUUGUAUACAACUGAUGAUACAAGUUCAGACAAUGAGUGGAUCACUGAAACAGUUGAAGGAGAACUUAUGUCUUACUCAAUCAAAGGACUGACACCAAGUACUAAUUAUUUCUUCAAAAUUCAAGCUAAAAAUUCGAUUGGUUAUGGUCCAUUUAGUCCUACUAUUAGUAUCAAAACAUUGCCAGGUGGUAGCCCUUACAAUGAUGGAACAUCAUUAAAAGAUGGAAAAAGUGGUAUAAACAACACAACUAUUUUAUACAUACUGAUCGCAUGUUGUUUGUUACUUAUAUCAUGUAUUGGAAUUGGAAUUGCUUUAUUGUGUUGUAAACAAAAUAAACCAUUAAGAAAUCGAAGUAAAAAAGGGUAUAUAAAAGGAUCGACUGGUUAUAAUGCAAAGGGGGUAGCUCAGUCACCAAGCAUUAAACCCCCAGAUUUGUGGAUACACCACGAUCAAAUGGAACUAAAAUCUAUGGAAAAAUCUUCUCAAGGUUCAUUAGAUACGAGUUCUGGAUGCGGUCAGGGAAGUUCAAAUACGUAUGAUGGACCUGACACCCGUGUUACCAUACAUCAUGUACCACAAGCUACAAAUUCUUUAGAAAAAAGUAACUACGUUUCAUCUUAUGUGGCUAUGGCAACAUUACCUAAUCAAGAAUCCCGUUCACCUCAUCCAAAAUCUCAAUAUGCAACCACUACUAGAGCUCAUGUAACUGUAGAUUUAACAGCCGGAGCUCCUGAAAAUAAUUAUAUCGUUCAAGCCACUACAGUUCCUGAUAAAUUUGAAUCCAUACCAGUAUCAUCAGCUGCAAAUCUACAACAACAGCACACAGCAUUACUAAAUUCUAGUGAAAAAAGACAACAAGGUCAUCCUUUGAAAAGUUUUAGUGUUCCUGCACCUCCGCCUCAGUCAGCGCCAUCUACUCCUCAACAAAAACACAUUGUUACAGUCAGACCUCAGGGUUCAUCCAGUCCAUACAAAAAAAAUAUUUACUCAGCUAUUAAUAAUUCACCAUCCAGUACAUCUGUGUCUAGUGGUCCUAAAACGUGGAAGUCACCAUUAACUGGUUCAAAUCAAAGAGAUACUAUAACUGAAGUAGAAUCUCUUAAUAAAAUACAAACUUCCUAUAGCACAGAAGAACUCAAUCAAGAGAUGGCAAACUUGGAAGGUCUAAUGAAAGAUCUGAGUGCAAUUACUGCAUCCGAAUUCCAGUGUUAG